Pedinophyceae sp. YPF-701 is the source of this 1791-nucleotide messenger RNA. The record is from the annotation of a GenBank genome assembly. Lineage: Eukaryota; Viridiplantae; Chlorophyta; Pedinophyceae.
AUGAGGCACCUCUCCGCCCUGGCCGCAUGCGCCAACACCGCUGCGUCCACGCCCGCGGCCGCCGCGCGCCGCAAGCUCGACGCGGCUCCCGCGUGGUCGGCUCUGCACUUCCGCGGGUAUGCCUCGCUGCCGGACCACGAGGUGUUCGGGAUGCCGUCGCUCUCGCCGACCAUGGAGCAGGGCAACAUCCUCGAGUGGAAGGUCAAGCCCGGCGACGAAAUCAAGGCCGGCGACAUCCUCUGUGAGAUCGAGACCGACAAGGCUACGAUGGAGUGGGAGAGUCAGGAGGACGGCGUCGUCGCGGCGCUCCUGAAGGAGGCCGGCGCGAAGGACGUCCCCGUCGGCGAGCCCGUGAUGAUUGUCGUCGACGAGGCCGGCAGCGUGGACGCGUUCAAGGACUACAAGCCCGGCGACUCCGGCGCGGAGCCCGCGGCCGCGGCCGCCGAGGAGCCCGCGGCGCCGUCCGGCGGCGACUACCCCUCGCACGAGGUCAUGACGAUGCCUGCGCUGUCGCCGACCAUGUCGACGGGCAACAUCCUGUCGUGGCGGAAGCAGGAGGGCGACUCGAUCGCGCCGGGGGACAUCUUCUGCGAGGUCGAGACGGACAAGGCCACGAUCGAGUGGGAGGCGCAGGAGGAGGGCGUCCUGGCCAAGAUCCUGGUGCCGGAGGGGACGCAGGACAUCGAGGUUGGGGCGCCGGUGAUGAUCAUGGUGGACGACGCGGACGACGUCGCGGCGUUCAAGGACUACGCGCCGGGCGCGGCCGCGAAGGCCGCGCCGAAGGCCGCGGAGGAGCCCGCGCCGAAGGCGGAGGCAGCGCCCGCGCCGGCGGCGCCCAAGAGCAGCGCGGCGCCGAAGCAGGCGGCGGCGCCCGCCGCGAGCGCGCCGGGCGACAAGAUCAUGGCCUCGCCGGCCGCGAAGCGCGUCGCGGCGGAGCGCGGCGUCGACCUGUCGACCAUCAGCGGGACAGGCCCCGGGGGGCGUAUAGUUGUGGCGGACGUGGAGGCCGCGCCGGCCGGCGGCGCCGGCGGCGCCCCCGCGGCUGCGCCCGCGGCCCCGAAGCCGGACGUGAACUACACGGGCACGGCGGAGGGGUACCCGCCGUUUGCGGAGAUCCCGCUGUCGAACGUGCGCCGCGUGAUCGCGCGGCGGUUGCUGGAGUCGAAGCUGGAGGUGCCGCACUACUACGUGUCGAUGGACUGCCGCACGGACGCGCUGAUGGAGGCGCGCGCGGCGAUCAACGCGGCGCUCGCGGCGUCGGGCGGCAAGGUGUCGGUCAACGACAUGAUCGUCAAGGCCUCGGCGUGCGCGCUGGCCAAGGUGCCCGAGAUGAACUCGGCGUGGGCGGGCGAGUCGAUCCGGCAGUACCGCGACGCCGACAUCAGCAUCGCGAUGCAGACCCCGAACGGCCUCAUGGUCCCCGUCGUCCGCGGCGCCUCGCACAAGGGCGUGGCGCAGCUGUCGGCCGACAUCAAGGCCUACGCCCAGAAGGCCAAGGCCGGCAAGCUGACGCCGGAGGACUCGUACGGCGGCACCUUCACCAUCUCGAACCUCGGGAUGUUCGGCGUGAAGCAGUUCUCGGCCAUCGUGAACCCCCCCCAGGCCGGCAUCCUUGCGGUGGGCGGGUCGCGCAAGGAGCUGGCGCUGUCGGAGGACGGCAACCUGGAGGAGGUGCAGGUGAUGACGGUGACGCUGUCGUGCGACCACCGCGUCGUGGACGGCGCCGCGGCCGCCCAGUGGCUCCAGGCGUUCAAGGGCUUCAUCGAGAACCCAGCAACCAUGAUUGUAUAA